This is a messenger RNA of Priapulus caudatus, 699 nucleotides long. RefSeq lists its product as uncharacterized. The transcript has 2 exons. The record is from RefSeq and is a predicted model, not a curated record. The coding region runs from base 1 to 699 and encodes 232 amino acids. NCBI's taxonomy places the organism in Eukaryota, Metazoa, Priapulida, Priapulimorpha, Priapulimorphida, Priapulidae.
AUGGCCCGAUAUUUGGUGGACACCCGAGGUGGACGGGUAAUUCUCUCGAUAGUCAACGUCGGAGCGAGCAAGGUAGUCAUCCCAAAGGGCAUGGAGUUAUCCCGGCUUGAGGGCAUUGCCAUGGUCGGGACAACCCGAGGGGAAGACCCGAAUGCAACCCCAGAACCUGGCGGUAGGCUAGCCGAGCACCUGCAGCCAUUGAUAGAUGGCGUGGAUGGAGAGCUGACGGAGGAGCAGCGAGAAGAGAUGGCGGCCGUGAUUCAAGAGAAUACACAGUUGUUUGCGGGGCCUGGCAACGCGCUUUGGAGAACAGGCUUGAGCAGAGAUCGACACACGAGAUCGAUUUUGCAGCAUGAGAUUGACACACAAGAUCACCGACCACGGAAGCAGCCGGCGAGAAGAUGCCCGUGGGGGAGACAGGUGGCUCUCGAUCAAGAGCUAGAUCGGAUGCUCACGCAGGGAGUGGUGCGACCAAGCACCAGCGCAUGGGCAUCCCCGGUAGUUCUCGUGGCGAAGAAGGAUGGGUCAGUACGGUUCUGCGUAGACUACCGCAAGUGGAAGGAGUGCCUCGUCUACUUAGACGACGUAGUGGUGUUCGGCGCUACCUUUGACCACGCGUUCGAUAACCUCCGACAUGUGUUUAAACGACUCCAGGAGGCCGGCUUGAAGCUAAAACCCAGCAAAUGCAGCCUGUUUUAG